Aphidius gifuensis is the source of this 1092-nucleotide messenger RNA. Its product is annotated as G patch domain and ankyrin repeat-containing protein 1 homolog. Gene Ontology annotation, molecular function: protein binding; nucleic acid binding. The record is from RefSeq and is a predicted model, not a curated record. The transcript has a single exon. Bases 46 to 1041 code for a protein of 331 amino acids. NCBI's taxonomy places the organism in Eukaryota, Metazoa, Arthropoda, Insecta, Hymenoptera, Braconidae.
UAUUAUAUAUUGCCAUUAAACAAAAAAACAACAACAAUAUUUAUUAUGGAUUUUAAUCAUUGGAAAAUAUUUAUAAAACAAUCUGAAAAUGUAGCUGAUAAAAUUAAUGAUAAACACAUUGGUAAACUUAAUUUUAAAGGAGAAGAAGCAAAAAUAGCUUAUGAAACAAUUAUUAAAGAAAGUUGUAAUAAUGAAAAAUCAGCACAUCAUCAAUUGAUUGAUAAACAAAAGACAACAAUUGUUAAAAUUGUAAAUAAUAAAACACCAAUAAUUGAGAAUAAAAAUAUUGAUGUUAAUGUUGUACUUAUAGCAGUUGAACAGGGUGAUUUAAAUUAUAUAGAAAAUAAUUUAUCAAAAAAUAAUGUUAAUAUUGUUGACUAUUUUGGCUGGACACCUCUAAUGUCAGCUGCUUAUUCUGGUAGUAUUAAAAUUGUUGAAUAUUUGCUAAAACUUGGUGCUGAUAAAAAACUUGCUGAUAAAUCUGGUAAUACUGCUUUGGAUUUGGCCAAGAAAAAGCACCAUACUGACAUUAUAAUUGCUCUUAAAAAAUCAAAUUUAAAUGAUAAUAAUAAAAAUUAUCAUAGCCAUGAUGAACAUGAUGAAAUAACAAGUUUAUAUUGUGAAAUAUGUAAAACUAAUUUUACAGAAACAACAAGAAAAAAACAUGAAGCAUCAAUACUUCAUAUAUUUAAUACAAAGCCAGUAUUACCCGAUCCAAUUUAUGGUUUACAAAAAGACAAUCGAGGCUAUCAAAUUAUGUUAAAUAAUGGCUGGAAUGAAACACAAGGUCUUGGUCCAACUGGUACUGGAUUAAAGUAUCCAAUUAAAACAGUAUUAAAAAGAGAUCGUAAAGGUUUUAGUAAAGAAUCAACAAAAAAUUCACGUAUAACACAUUUUAGCAGUUUUGAUUCUACCUCAAUAGCUCAUGUUAAAAAAUUGCAUUAUAAAAAUAAAACUAAACCACUUAAUCGUAAAGACAGAGCAAAAGUUUUAUCUUAUGAAGCUAAAAAACAACGUGAUAUUCGUCGAGCAUUGUCUUAAUUAUUUUAUUUACUAAUAGUAAAAAAAAAAAAUAAUAAUACAAAGCAAUAU